AUGUCUGGCCCUUCAACCCUCUUGAUGUCUGGUCCUCUUACCGUGCUGAUGUCUGAUUAUCCUACCCUCCUGAUGUCUGGUCUUCCUCCCCUCCUGAUGUCUGGUCCUCCUAUCCUCCUGAUGUCUGGUCCUCCUAUCCUCCUGAUGUCUGGUCUUCCUACCCUCCUGAUGUCUGGUCCUCCUACCCUCCUGAUGUCUGGUCCUCCUACCCUCCUGAUGUCUGGUCCUCCUAUCCUCCUGAUGUCUGGUCCUCCUAUCCUCCUGAUGUCUGGUCCUCCUAUCCUCCUGAUGUCUGGUCUUCCUACCCUCCUGAUGUCUGGUCUUCCUACCCUCCUGAUGUCUGGUCCUCCUACCCUCCUGAUGUCUGGUCCUCCUACCCUCCUGAUGUCUGGUCUUCCUCCCCUCCUGAUGUCUGGUCCUCCUAUCCUCCUGAUGUCUGGUCCUCCUAUCCUCCUGAUGUCUGGUCUUCCUACCCUCCUGAUGUCUGGUCUCUCCUACCCUCCUGAUGUCUGGUCCUCCUACCCUCCUGAUGUCUGGUCCUCCUAUCCUCCUGAUGUCUGGUCCUCCUAUCCUCCUGAUGUCUGGUCCUCCUAUCCUCCUGAUGUCUGGUCUUCCUACCCUCCUGAUGUCUGGUCUUCCUACCCUCCUGAUGUCUGGUCCUCCUACCCUCCUGAUGUCUGGUCCUCCUACCCUCCUGAUGUCUGGUCCUCCUACCCUCCUGAUGUCUGGUCCUCCUACCCUCCUGAUGGCUGGUCCUCCUACCCUCCUGAUGGCUGGUCCUCCUACCCUCCUGAUGGCUGGUCCUCCUACCCUCCUGAUGGCUGGUCCUCCUACCCUCCUGAUGGCUGGUCCUCCUACCCUCCUGAUGGCUGGUCCUCCUAUCCUCCUGAUGUCUGGUCCUCCUAUCCUCCUGAUGUCUGGUCCUCCUAUCCUCCUGAUGUCUGGUCCUCCUAUCCUCCUGAUGUCUGGUCUUCCUACCCUCCUGAUGUCUGGUCUUCCUACCCUCCUGAUGUCUGGUCUUCCUACCCUCCUGAUGUCUGGUCUUCCUACCCUCCUGAUGUCUGGUCCUCCUACCCCCGCGAUGUCUGGUCCUCCUACCCCCGCGAUGUCUGGUCCUCCUACCCCCGCGAUGUCUGGUCCUCCUACCCCCGCGAUGUCUGGUCCUCCUACCCUCCUGAUGUCUGGUCCUCCUACCCUCCUGAUGUCUGGUCCUCCUACCCUCCUGAUGUCUGGUCCUCCUACCCUCCUGAUGUCUGGUCCUCCUACCCUCCUACCCUCAUCUCGUGCUUCAGCUUUAUGAGGGUUUAUUAUGCAAAGACCUUUAUGCCUCCACAAUCACAUUCCCUGGGGCAUGACUUUCCAAAUGCCAAGUCCUAUAAAAAUACACUCUACUGCUGA
This is a messenger RNA of Salvelinus fontinalis (brook trout), 1398 nucleotides long. RefSeq lists its product as uncharacterized. Bases 1 to 1398 code for a protein of 465 amino acids. NCBI's taxonomy places the organism in Eukaryota, Metazoa, Chordata, Actinopteri, Salmoniformes, Salmonidae. The transcript is spliced from 4 exons. The record is from RefSeq and is a predicted model, not a curated record.